Dictyostelium discoideum AX4 is the source of this 516-nucleotide messenger RNA. The record is from the annotation of a RefSeq genome assembly. Lineage: Eukaryota; Evosea; Eumycetozoa; Dictyosteliales; Dictyosteliaceae.
AUGCAAAUUAUAUUUAUUAUGUUUAUUUUAUAUAUUGUAUGCUCUAGCCAAAUUACCGAGAUAUUUUAUAGAGAUAACAAAUGUACAGAAGGAAAUGAACAUAAGUUUUUUAUUUAUUUGGAAGAAGAGUUCAUGCAAAAUAGUACACAUGUAAUUCAGGUUAAAGAAGAACAACAUAUUAUAAAAGAACUCGAUAAAUGUACUUUGGAUUUCAAUGGUGGAAGCAUAUUGUCAAAAGGAUAUGUCAAUAAAAAGAUAAAUAAAAAAAUGUGUGGAAUUAAUAUCUACAAUGGUAAUGCAUGUGAUGAGUUAAAAAAAAAAAUAGUUAUUUAUUUAGAUAGUAUGUGCAUCAAAAAUAAAGGUGGUUAUGGUAUGGUUUUAUGCAAUGAAAAACAAACAUUAUUCUAUGAUUGUGCUGAUGAAUUUUGUAAAAACUGUGAAAUUAUUCAAACUGAAGUUCAUAAAAAAAAAUGUGAAAAAACUGAACUUGGUUACACAAAUUAUUUUUCAAAUUAA